This is a messenger RNA of Astyanax mexicanus (Mexican tetra), 6343 nucleotides long. RefSeq names its product rhomboid, veinlet-like 3 (Drosophila) (gene rhbdl3). Lineage: Eukaryota; Metazoa; Chordata; Actinopteri; Characiformes; Acestrorhamphidae. Gene Ontology annotation, cellular component: membrane. The transcript is spliced from 9 exons. Gene Ontology annotation, molecular function: calcium ion binding; serine-type endopeptidase activity. Bases 323 to 1537 code for a protein of 404 amino acids. The record is from RefSeq and is a predicted model, not a curated record.
CCCCCCCCCCAUCCACCCGUUCCACCCCCGCGCCUUCGCAAUGGUGACAUAUGGAAUUAUUACUGCUGAGGAGCUGUUGGUGCUCGGAGCCUCUCGAGACACCGUCACCGUCGCUGUCGUCAGCAUAGGUGCCAACACUUUCGCGUGAAACCGGUCCCGAGCAGCACCACGCAUGAGCACCGCGCUGCAGCCUGUUGGAGCGCGAGCACACCGAGCAGCUGGAGCAGGGGGCAUGGCCACCGCGCGCCACGGUCUGAGGAAAGAGCGUCGGAUGCCAUAAGCAGGAGCACAGAGGGGCAGCAAAGUGGGGGGGCUCGUGAGGAUGCCCACCGGGGCAAACGUGCACUCGUCUCCUGCGGUGGCAGCCAACGCAGAGGGGGAGGAGAUCGAGGUGCUGGAGAGCACGGAUGUUCUCCCAGUAGCUCCUGAAGAUCAGUGGAAGUCUCUGUUUGAUAAGUAUGAUCCAGAGAGUUCGGGAUUCAUCAGUACAGAGCGUUUCAGGGACUUGCUGGAGGCCCAUGGAUCGGAGCUUGACCCGCACAAGCUGGAGGUUCUGCUGGCGCUGGCGGACGGCAAUGCAGACGGAAAAAUCUGCUACCAGGACUUUGUCAACCUGAUGAGCAACAAGCGCUCCAACAGCUUUCGGCGGGCGAUCCUGCAGGGCAGCCGGCAGCUGAAGAACUCCAGUCUAACGGAGGAGGUGGGACUGGGCCUUUCCCAGAGACUGGUCCGACACGUGGCCUAUGAGACGCUGCCCAGGGAGGUGGACCGCAAGUGGUACUUUGACAGCUACACCUACUGCCCACCACCAUGGCUAAUCUUGGCCAUUACCAUCGCAGAGAUGGUGGUGUUUGUGUAUUAUGGGCUACAACUGGACCGUUGGGUGCUGCAGGUCUCCUCUCCGUCCUUCCUGAAGAGCCCUCUACCGUAUCACCCUCAGCGCAGAGCGCAGGCCUGGCGCUACCUCAGCUACAUCUUCAUGCAUGCCGGGAUUGAACACCUGGGUUUGAACAUGGCCAUGCAGCUGCUGGUGGGUGUGCCGCUGGAGAUGGUUCAUGGAGCCGCCCGUAUCGGCCUUAUUUACCUGUGCGGAGUCCUGGCAGGUUCGUUGGCCGUGUCAGUGACUGAUAUGACUGCACCUGUGGUCGGCUCAUCAGGAGGAGUCUAUGCCCUGGUCUCUGCUCACCUCGCCAACGUCGUUAUGAACUGGUCUGGGAUGAAGUGUCAGUUUAAGCUUUUCCGAAUGGCAAUGGCUUUGGUGUGCAUGAGUGUAGAGUUCGGCCGGGCCGUGUGGUUGAGGUUCUACCCCCCAGCCUUCCCUCCAUGUCCCAACCCCAGCUUUGUGGCCCACCUGGGCGGGGUGGUUGUGGGACUGACACUGGGCGUGGUGGUGCUUCAGAACUACGAGCAGCGGCUGCAGGAGCAGUCCCUCUUCUGGAUCUUCUUCUGCGUCUACGCGCUCUUCAUCUUCUGUGGAAUCUUCUGGAACAUUUUUGCCUACAGUCUGCUGGACGUCAAGCUACCUCCAGCGCCGUGAAAAAAAAAGACAGAGGGAGAGGGUCAAUGGGAUGUGUUUGUGUGCGUGUUGUGAGAAGGUGUGUGUAGACUGUACGUGUGUGCUGCCACAUAACCAGUCAUUAUGGUUGGUGGUGGUUUCAGAACCAAAAGCCAAGUACCUCACUCCUGCAGUCUGUGGCUAUGUGUGUGUUAGUGCCUAAAAAUGCAUCAUUGCCAUGUGCUGUCCAAGAAGAAGAAAAACAUGAGAUAUGUAGCAAAACUAGAAAGUGGAGGUGGAGGAUUAAACCCACAAAAACAACAAAACAGGAUCAUCUGAUAGCCUGUUGAUAAAGAGGAGCUUUAACUAGCAAACAAAGCUAAAAGCUAGUAGAUGUAAAUGGAUGUUGUGAGGCUAUUUUCCUUGUACUAUAUGGUGGCUGUUGUUAGAAAUGUUACCAGUACUAUUCAAACUGGGUAGUUGUACAUAGGAAAGUGGGGUAAUGUAACUUUGGCCAGUGUUUCUGAGUGAUUUUAGUCAUGUCUGAUUUCACAGUCAGUUAUUAUUAUACAGUGUGUGUUCCCACAUUCCCAAAUAUAGCCCGGUAAUAUUGUAAGGCAUCUACAGAUAAAAGACUUUCCUGGCUGUUGUAGGGAAACGUAUGCAUUUUCAUGGCAUUUGAAUAUGGCAGUCAUUAAGCUAAACAUGUGAGCGGUGAGAGUACAGUUUUUCAAAUUUUGGACCAGAACUGGCCCAACUGCAGAUCUAGACCAUCCCAGCAACCAAAACGAUCUAUAAAUGUUUAGAAAAAAAAUCAAAGUAAAGUUUUUAAGAGGAUCCAGAAACGUUAGCCUGUAACGUUACAGAUAAAUACUUUCCAGGAACGUUCUAAAAUCAUGUGAGGUAUUAUUGGUUUACAUCAUAAUGUUAUUACAAAUUUCUGACAACCAAAAUGAAACACAAAACUAAUACACUGCACUGACAUCACACUGAUAAAUAAUAUAGCACAUUAAUAUUUACUAAAUGUGACAUAUGUAACAUUUUCCAAACAAAAUAAUUGUAGUUUAUUUAAACACUAAUAGAACAUUUUUGUAUUUACACUAAUAACAAUAUUUUAAAUAUUUUUUCACUGAAUUUGAAACGCCCAAAUUCAACUGUAAGUAUAUAUGAAUAAAUGUUACUGGAACAUUUAAAGAAAAUAUUAAAUUAAAACAUUCUAUGAACUUAAAGAACAUCACAAAGUUUUUACAAAUUUCUCACACAACCAAAAUAGAAAACACUGAAACAAUACAACUAAUACAUUGCACUGACAUCACACUGAUACAUAAUAUUUAAUAAAUGUAAAAUUUGUAACAUUUUCCAAAUGAAAAAAAUGUAGUUAAUUUAAACACUAAUAUAACAUUUUGGUAAUUACACUGAUAAUAAUGUUUUAAAUAUUCCUACAGAAUUUGAAACGUCUAAAUUCAAUUGUAAGAAUAUAUAAAUAAAUGUUAUUGGAAUAUUCAUAGAAAGUAUUAAAUUAAGACAUUCUAGGGACUUAAAGAACACUUGACAGAUUGAAAGUUCUAAGAACCAAUAGAGGUAAUAUAAAAAAAAAAACUUUACUAACUUAAAACUGUUUGCUGGGAUGAUACAUUUGCUUUGUGGGGACAAUAACUGCUUCAACAGGCAUGUUGAUCCUGUUCACUCGUGUUUCUUUAAAUAUGGAAGCACUUGCUUACCGGUAUAUGUUCUGUGGCACCAUAUGCAACCUACUAUAAAUAUAAAACAUUUACAUACAACGAGAAAAAACGUUCUAAUUUAUGUGCUGAUGAUUACUAUUGGCUGCAUAUUCGCAAGCUUAUGGAAUUGCUAACAACAUGUUAAAACUACUUCUACUACUGCUAAUAAUAAUAAAUAAUAAAGGUUUGCUUUUUAUUAGCAGCCAAACAGAUGUGUGUAGUGUGGGAACAAUGCACAAAUCCUUCUAGCUACAAAGGUAAAGUCGUUCUGCGGAAGAGUUACAUUACCUCUCCUCCUCAUGUAACACUGAUUUCGUCCAUACAGUAAUUACUGUUUUUUGGCUUUAAAAGUGGUUCUACCACCAAUAUAAUCCCAUAUUUCUGUCCCCAGUGAUUCCACAGCCAUGAAUGUUAGCCUGCAUGGCAUCUGCUAGUUGACAUAACAGAAUUAGCAAUUGGCAUUCUCCUUCAAGCAUGUUAAGCUCCAGUGGUGUUGCCUUUCCUGCGGCAGUAAAACGAUGUGGUGGAGCUUUAAGUGUCGUGGAGAUAGCGCAUGCUAGUUUUGGUAGCAUUAAUGUGGUAAAGAGAUUUUGAGGUUGUGGGAGGACUGGAUACGACUACAGUGGGAAUAAGAACUUUAAACAGCUACUAUUUUAAAAUGGUGAGAAGCACAUAAGUCAUAUUACAACCAAGUAGCUAAAUAAUCACUGCUGCUAGCUUUAAGGUUUAGCCUUUAGCUGGCUGUGUGCUAUCCAGCUACCUGCUCCAUAAAACUGAUCUUAGACAUAUGUUCCUUCGUCCAAUUCCAACUGAAAGUACUGAAAGUGGAGUGGUAAUGUAUUACACCAGCUCUAAUAUUCAGUAUUCAGAGAGAAAACACACAUUAGCACACACAACGUUGCUUCAUACCCUGAGGGUUCAGCUACAUAGCUAUAUUUAAAGACGUGAGUUUGUGUUAGCAGCAAGUCUGUAGGAAAGACCAGUGUUUCAGAGCUUGACUUUAUAGUGAACGUUAUAUUUUUCUAAGUGACGUGAGAAAGAGAGAUUGCUACUGUACCUCCAGUGUUUUGUUUUUUAUUUAUUUCAAUAUUGCCAAAAAUGGUUUCAACUAAGUUUCAACAAUUAAUAACCACAAUUCCAGUAUUAGGGACUAAUUAUUAGUCAUAAUAACCAUUGUUCUAACAAAGAUGUGAAUAUUUAAGUCAUACAUUUCAUUAAAACAUAUAAAUCUGUUCCGGUUGCUGCACUGAAACCAGUUAAAGGGGCAUUCUCACCCUUUUAUAAGCAUAUUUUCUUGUUAAAAAAUAACAAAACCACUAUUCAACGAUUGACGAAUUGAAACAAGAUGUGCUUUGGGGCAUACACUUAUAAAUAUUAUUUUUUGUUUGUUUGUUUGUUUGUUUGUUUGUUUUUUUCCCCCACUAGCUGGCCAAUUCAGAACAAAAUCAUCAACAUCAUAUUUACAGUGCUGUGAAAAAAGUAAUUACGUAUUUUCAAAUCUUCUAUUGUUGCAUAUGUAUUAUAUGCAUAUUCAAAUGUUUUGGAUCAUUCGGCUAAUUGUAAUAUGAGAAGUACAACAAUAGUAAACAGCUUUUAAUUAUUCCAUUUAUUGAAGAUAAAGAUUUAUUGCAAACCUAAAUUCAGUUGACAGAUGCAUUUAGUUUUAGUAGCCACACCCAGACAUGAUUGCUGUCAGACCUGUUUAAACUUAAAGUGACAGUCUGUAAGUUUAGGAGAUUCAGAAACAUCUGUGGUGAAAAUGUGUAAUUGCACCAAGCAUGCUGAAAAGUACUUUUAAAAUGUGCUUUGUGCUGAGGUCUUCUUUCAAAGAGGAUGAAUGUUGUGAUUUUAGCGAGGACUCUGUUGUGCUCCCUUUUACCUUGGCAGCUCUCUUUGAUUAUAAUUCUACCUUUCUGAUAUUUCCAAGUUUGCAGUAUGUCCUGUAGCAACGCUGCAGUAAUCAGCAAAAUCUGUUGUAAAGACGUGGUGUGGCCAGAAAAACUUUUGGGAAAACCUACCAGAACACUCUGUUUUCUAGAAUGAAUAUAAUUGGCUCUGCAGGGAUGGUCACAGAAGCACAUUGAUGACAUUUAUUAGAAUGUAGUUUGUCCUUCCCAACUUAGGAAUGCUACUGCUUUCAACGUAAAUUAAAAAAUCUUAAGGACUGCAGCUUUAAGUAGAACUUGUCUGGAAUAUAAAGCAACAAUAGAUUCUAUUUUAUAGUCUGCUUCUUCACAGCACUGUAUUACCCUCUGUAUUGAUUUGAACCAAAAAUCAAUUUAUUUAUUUAUGCCAAAAAAGAAAAAUCCAUCAAGCCAAUGUUCGAUGUACUCCACAUAUUAACAUAUUACAUGCUAGUUUUAGGUCGAAAUGCCCCUUUAACAAUGGCGAAUGUAACAGACUGGCUUUCAUGCACAAUUACAACACAACACUCAAGCCAGUGUACAUGUGAUAUAGCAUAUGUUACAGUAUAUAUCUGUUUAUAUAUAGCUGUAGUCGUCAGGCAGACCGUGACUGUGUCAGAGAUAACUCAAAUAAUUGGUAUCGUGUGAAGUCCCUUGCUAAUGAAGUGUGUGUGUGUGUCUCUGUGUUCUAUACAGAUGGUGCUAGUAUAAUUUUGAACUGGUUGUUGAGUCUCCAUGCCUUUUAGUGACUGAUUUAAGAUCAGCUCCCAUUAGGUCUAUGCACAACCGUCAUUUUAGCACAACAGAAACAAAACUGACAAAGAAAAGCCUGAUAAGCGCUCAGCCUCCUCAAACUAGUGUGCGAGUACAGUUUCUGUCAAGCUAACAGGACAAAAAAAAGCUAAUCCCAGCUAACCUCAGUCAUAAAGGCUCAAGUAUCGAGUGCUUUCUCUCAUGUUACUCUGCUGUUCAUGCUCUGAAGAGAUGUGGUAUAUUUUAAACGUAAGUGUUGAAGCUACUUUCGAAAUGCCAAUCUACUGCGUUAGCGUGCAGCGCUGUGCUAACCUGGCUACUGAACCCAGUGACGAUCUGAGGCUAUGCACUAAGGGCUUACACAGCGCUGACUGAGAGGAUGCUCACUGAAUAUAUAUUUUAACAUGCAUAUUUUGUAGAUUUGAUAUGUAAAUAUGAAUUACAUUAAACAGUUUUAUGAUGGAAAAUAA